UGGAAUGCUCAAAAAUAUGUUCAAAAUGCUGUUCGUGAGUGAAGCCAAACAAACUGUUCAUUCAUUCUCCACACCACAGACGAAAGAGGAGAAAUAUGAAGUUCGUCGUAUUCUUGUUCGCGAUAUUUUUCGCGGUAUCGUCAGCAUUGGAAUGGAAAAAAGUAGAAGAUGCAGUUACGGAAGCCAAAACAAAUGAUUUGUUGGUAUUAUUUGUGAUCACAAAAAGUAAAUGCAAGCCAUGUAAAAAGUUAUCAGCUGAACUCGAAGUUUCUAAAGAAUUUGCUGAGCUAAGCGAAAAGUUUGUUUUGGCCAAAGCAGAGGAUGAGCUACCAAAGGAUUCAAAAUUUGAUUUGGAUGGAAAAUAUGUUCCUAAAAUUGUUUUUAUGACUGGAAAUGGUAUUGUAUUGGAAGAUGUUGUCAAUGCUGAUGCAAAAAGUGCUAAAGCCAAAUAUUUUUACCGAAAAGUACAGCAUGUUCUAAAAAGUAUGCAAAAAGCAUUGGAUAUUUUCAACUUAGAUCAUGGGUUUGGCAAAGAUUAUCUCUGGUAUGAUUGGGAGAAUGGAUUAAAAGCAGCCAAAGAACAAAAUAAACCAAUACUGGUUGUGUUUCACCAAGAUUGGUGUGGAGCUUGUCAACGUUUGAAACCAAAGUUUGCAGAAUCUAGUGAGAUUAAGGAAUUUGCGUCUGAGUUUAUUAUGAUAAAUACAGAUGCAGAGGAAAUAGUAAAGGGUGAUAAAUACAAGGCUGAUGGUGAAUACUAUCCAAAGAUUUUAUUCUUAGAUAACGAUGGAGAACAUUAUUCUCAGGAAUGGAAUCAUGGAACAAAACAUAGUCAUGUUUUGCACUAUUACGGUGAUGGACAGGAAAUUUCUCUCUCGAUGAAAAGAGUUCUUGGAAAUCGUACAUUGGUGUUAGCGAAUGAUAAUGGAUUUGGCAAGCAUAUCAAUUGGGUAAAACACGAUCAAGGUUUAAGAAUUGCAAAAGAACAAGGGAAACCUAUGAUGGUCAUCAUUCACAAGAGUUAUUGUGGAGCUUGCAAAUCAUUAAAACCGAAGAUAGCAAACGAUAAAGAAUUUGCUGAACUUAGUAAAAAAUUUGUCAUGGUUAAUUGCGAGGACGACGAUGAGCCAACUGAUGAUCAGUAUGACCAAGACGGUGCAUACAUUCCAAGAAUAUUUUUCCUUGAUAACUUGGGUGUUGUUGAACCAUCAAUACACAACCCAUUAGAGGAUUACAAAAAAGCAAAAUACGCUUACGGAUCAUCGACUUCUCUUAUUGAGAAUAUGAAGAAGGCAUUAGAAAUGAAACUUGGGGAGAAGGUAUCAGGCGAAACUGCGUCAGCUCAAUCAACGCAAUCAACACAAUCAACACAAUCAACUGAGCCUAUUGAAAAUGAUGGAUUUGGAACAGAAAUCACAUGGUAUCAAUACGAAGAUGGAUUAAGAGAGGCCAAAAAGAGUCAUCAAAUCAUCAUGAUUGUCUUUUACAACAACUACUGUGAAUUCUCAAAGUACAUGAAACAACAAUUCAAGGAUACUACAGAAAUCGUUGAGGCUUCCAAGAACUUUGUUAUGAUUAAGGUUGAGGAAGAGGAAGGAAAAUUAUUGGGCGAUAAAUUCGAUAUAGAUGGUACUUACACCCCUCGAAUAUUUUUCAUGGAUCCUGAUCAGAACAUUCACACUGAAGUGAACAACACUGAGUCACCAUACACUAGUACCAUGUUCUACUACGGUUCACCUAAAGAUAUCAUGGCUGGUAUGAAAAUGGCUUUAGAGAAAAUCAACUUAUCUCUUGGUCGUGGGUUUGGUGAUUUCAUUAAAUGGGUAAAAUACGAGAAAGCGUUAGAAAUAGCCAAAGAAACGAAAACUCCGGUUAUGAUGAUCAUACACAAGACAUGGUGUGGGGCGUGUAGUGCGUUGAAACCAAUUAUACAUCACUCAAGACCAAUCUGGCAGUUGUCACAAUAUUUUGUCAUGACUAAUGUUGAGGAUGAAGAGGAACCAUUAGAUAAUCAAUACUUCAUUGAUGGUGGAUAUUAUCCCAGAAUUUAUUUCUUAGAUUACAAUGGUAACGUCCAUCAUGGUUUGCACAACAGAGAUCCAGCAUUUCUAAAAUACAAAUUUUCAUACGCCAAUGAAGAGCAAUUAUUGCUAAGUAUGAAGUUUGCUAUUGCUGAACUGUCACAGUACGCUGCACCAAAGACAGAAGAUACAUCAUCAGAGCAAGAGUCGACGGACAACGCCAGCGAGAAAAAGUUGACACCGGGAAAGAAAAUAUUAUCAGAGAGUGGUGUUCGUUGGGUAACUAUAGACGAAGCUUUAGUGGAAGCCAAAGCUAGUGGUAAACCGAUCAUGUUUAUCAUUCAUCGAACCACUUGUCCCGCUUGCAAAGCUGUGUUAAAAAUGAUAUCUCGUGACGAAAAUUUCAAAGAAAAGUCAGCACCAUUUAUUCUUGCUGAUAUUGAAGAUGAUGUGAACGAGGAAAAAGCAGAUUCGUAUGAUGUGGAUGGUGGAUAUGUACCCAGAACUUAUUUCUUAAGUCCUGAUGGUCAAAUAUUUAAAGAUGUUUGGAACAAAGGAACCAACUAUUUGGAAAAUAAAUUUUAUUAUUACGAGAUGAAUACACUGUAUCGCUCAAUGGAACGUGUUCUAAAAAUGAUGGAAACUUGGUCACCAGACUCCAAUCAAAGCACAGAGGAAGCCACAAAGAAAAAAGACGAACUCUAAAUAAAUCAACGAUCUUAUUUCUUUAUUAUACUAUUAAUUCUAUGUUCGUUAUAAUUUCUUAUUUAUUAGUUUGUAGAUUUUUUCUUUGUCCGAAAUAAAUCUUUUUACAAUAA
This is a messenger RNA of Hydractinia symbiolongicarpus, 2839 nucleotides long. RefSeq lists its product as uncharacterized. The record is from RefSeq and is a predicted model, not a curated record. NCBI's taxonomy places the organism in Eukaryota, Metazoa, Cnidaria, Hydrozoa, Anthoathecata, Hydractiniidae. Bases 96 to 2726 code for a protein of 876 amino acids. Gene Ontology annotation, cellular component: endoplasmic reticulum. The transcript is spliced from 33 exons.